GGCCCCCUCACCGCCUCCCUCGCCGCUCACGCCGCUCACGCCGCGCACAAUCUGCCCAUCAGCUACGGCUGGUCGUCUCCGUUGCCAUCGAGCAUCGGUGACUUCGACGAGGGCUCGGUUAAUGUGGCGGUGCAGAGCUGGUUUGCCAACAAGUGGCUGGGCAGCUGGCGGGGCCCGUCUCUCAAGGCAACCCUGCUGCGCCGAGUUGACUGGCUGCCGGUGCGAGGCGCGGAGGAGCUCGGGCUGGGAGCGAUGACGGCAGAGGAGAUUGCGGCGGUAAAUGUUUUCUGCGGAGGCAGCCAUGGAGCGAUCUCUUUCCCCUUCUACGCAGCCGCCGAGCGAAAUCAGCUGAGGCUCGCUAGACUUGCUCUGCAACAUCCAUGGUUGCUUUAAUCUUCUGUCAGUACCGCAAAUCGCACCAACAGCAGACGACUGAACGCAUCAUGGACCCGACGAGCCCUAUCGAAGCCCUGCGCGACUGCCUUUUCUCACGCUGCCUUGUGCAGCCGCCGCUGCAAAGCCUCAACGACGAGAUACUCCCUCCCCCCCGCAUGCCAACCACCGAGGCGGCGUUACGCCGCGACGUGGAGGAGACGAGGGACCGUUGCCGACAAGCGAUAGCUGAGGAGCUUGUGCCAUCGGCCGGCGUCUUCAGCCAGGAGGAUGCGAUGGGCCUCGACCAGCAAGAGGAGCCACUGCCUCCCACGGCGGUGCUCAAGCCGUGGCUCCCAACCUUCGCGGGCCGUAAUCCGACCGUCUGGCGCCAUGCUGCCGACGAACAGACCGCUGGCCUGCUGCAGGGACGCUCCUUCUCUGCGCCGGGUGCCUCAUCCUCCGCUGCUGCCUCGUCAUCGACUCCAUCAGCUUCUUCAUCCUUCCUUUCGGCUCGCGCUUCCUCGUCCAGAGCUCGCUACGGCACUGCUCGCGGCCGCCCUGCCAGAGUGGAGCUCCUCAUGCUCAUAGGCAAUCACGACGGGGAGGAGUUUGUCUUCGGCCAGACCCGCGCUAACGCGCCCUACGCCGCGGGUCAAGGCAUCACUAUCACUCGCCGCCGCACCGCCCUCAUCACGCUACUGGAGAAGAUGAGGCUCAGGUGCGGCGCAGACCUGCCUCCAGUGAUGGGCAACCCGUGGACCGGCUUCUGGCGCGGGUCAGUGGAAUGUCGCGAUCUGCGAGAGGCGAUCAGAGAGCGCGUUACGUAGCGGCUGACAGAGCGCGGUACGUUUGAGGGGUGGACGUCGAUCAACCUCCUGUGCCUGGAGGCGACCGUACGCAGCCUGGCGGCGGAGUGGGGGAUCGACUGGGACGCGGACGCGUUGAGUAGGUGGGACGCCCUUAAGAAGGUGACUUUGAGCGUGCGAGCGGGUGG
Messenger RNA from Jaminaea rosea, 1369 nucleotides. RefSeq lists its product as hypothetical. Lineage: Eukaryota; Fungi; Basidiomycota; Exobasidiomycetes; Microstromatales. The record is from RefSeq and is a predicted model, not a curated record. Bases 381 to 1202 code for a protein of 273 amino acids. The transcript has a single exon.